Messenger RNA from Prorocentrum cordatum, 959 nucleotides. The record is from the annotation of a GenBank genome assembly. NCBI's taxonomy places the organism in Eukaryota, Dinophyceae, Prorocentrales, Prorocentraceae.
GCGGCUGCGGAGGCGGCGAGCCCGUGCUCGCAGCCUCCUGGCGCUCGAGCGCGUGAGGCGCAUCCUGAGGCAUCACCACGGCGACGGCCACCUGGUGGUCAUGGGCACUAGCGACGGCGGCAAGGGCAGGUCGGAGGGGGGCGAGUACUGGCGCUGCUCGCAACCCGACUGCAGAUACGCAAAGAAUUUGGCGCAGUGGCGUUGGGGCAAGCACUGCGGCACGGAGCGCAAUGGUGGCUGGACCAAGCCGCCGUGGUCGCGGGACCGCGACCCUGGUCGGGGCGGCGCUGGAAAGCCUGGUGCUGCUGAUGUUGUGGUGCCUGAUCUCGGAGUGGGCGCCAUGCAGGCCUUGGUGGCGUUCGCCGAGAGUAAGGGUGACAAGCAUAUGGCCGACACGUACCGCGAGGCCAUUCGCAUCAAGUCCAAGCCUGAGGCCCCCACGGGCCUGUCCAAGGAGGAGCUGCGCAGCAUGGUCGCCAUGGCGGAGCGCACGGGGGACACGGCGACGGCGGCCAAGUACCAGCAGCUUCUGGACCAGGCCGACAAGGGGCAGGUCGACAAGAAGCCUGCUCAGCUCAGAGCCAACAAGGCUCAUGCCCGUGUUCGAAAGGCAAAGGGCAAGCUGGAUACCGAGAGUCAUCAGCUAUCCUCCUUGGUGCAGCAGAUGGACUCCCAGAAGGCUCGCGUCUCGGAGUUGGUGGUGGAGCUGGAGUCGGCCGAAAGCGAGUACAAAGCAGCAGUGGGAGAAGUGGCGGCGGGGGUCGGUGGCCAGCCCCCCGCGCGAGUGGAGCCACUCAAGCUCUCCUUGGCCAAGCUCAUGGACGGCGAGCUGGACAACAUCGACCUGGAGGGCGACGGGCUCUUCGGCUACGCCGAGUGCGAGGAGCUGGGGCCCGAGGCCUUGCAGGAGGCCGAGGAGCGACAGAAGCAGAUGCUCGAGUCGUUUAAGCACAUGGCUG